Messenger RNA from Harpegnathos saltator (Jerdon's jumping ant), 1002 nucleotides. RefSeq lists its product as uncharacterized. The record is from RefSeq and is a predicted model, not a curated record. The coding region runs from base 128 to 850 and encodes 240 amino acids. Lineage: Eukaryota; Metazoa; Arthropoda; Insecta; Hymenoptera; Formicidae. The transcript has 3 exons.
AUCCCUUACAGAAAUUUUUUUACUUCAAACGCAUAUAUAAAGGAGGGGUAUUGUUUCCAAAGUCACAAUACUCAGUGGACAGUAGACCUCGUACGUGCACUAGAGAACGCUAGAAGACUUGGGAAAAAUGUUCGCGAAGUAUACAAAGGCCAUACAAUUGUUGCUGUUAGCUAUCAUCUUUGAAAGCAGCCUGUCAUGGCCGCUUAAACCAAAAGUAACCGCAGGCACCAGUUCCAAAGAUAGUUCCGAAGAAGAUUUCGCUUCACCGAGCCAUCACUUCCCUACGUUAUCAUCUCCAUUUUCCUGCGAAGAUGAUGAGAUAAAACCGAUAUAUAGUCCUAUAACGUCUGAAUCUGUGUAUGAAUUGAGGCCCCCAUUGGGGUUUAAGAGAAACGAACAAUUUGGUGAUCAUCAAGACAUCUUUUCAAUAUGGAGAAAGAAGGAAUCGACAGCGCAGAAAUUGUACGGACGUGAAUCUGAGCAUAAACCGCUAGAACAAAAUACAAGCCCUACUAACAUCGAGCAGACAACUCAAGCAAUCCAGACGACUCAGGCAGCUCAGAACACCUUGAAUUCUGUUCGCGAUAAAACUAAGCAUUUCUUGUUGGUAAACCCGAAUGAACUCAGAGAGAUUUCUAACUAUGACGAUGUACAAGAAUUCAUAAAAUCGAUGUACGAUCGUCAUGUCAUCUUCUCAGCUAAAAAUAUAAGUCCAUACCUGGCAGUUAAGCAGCCGGGAAUAGACAAAUUACAUAUACACGCAAGCGGCGAUUCGUUAAUGAAGACGCGUAAGCCAUUGUUUGAGAUGUUGAGAGAGAAGUUCGACCUUACGCCUGUUCCUGAAAAAUAACAAGAUCGUCGCAUCGAAAACGACCGUCCUUAUUUGACAAGAAUCAAGAGCUAUUAAUAAAAAAGAAGUCUGGGAAAAAGGUAAUAACGGACUCAAUAUAUUCGAAAUGAUAAUAAAGAAACUAUUUGGGUGAUCGAAAUAUCUACUACGAA